Messenger RNA from Pogona vitticeps (central bearded dragon), 1114 nucleotides. The record is from RefSeq and is a predicted model, not a curated record. NCBI's taxonomy places the organism in Eukaryota, Metazoa, Chordata, Lepidosauria, Squamata, Agamidae.
UGCUAACCAAUGAUGUCACAAGCACCUCUUAUGACCUAGCCCAUCGUAGCAGCUUUUCUCUGGCCUGUCCCUGCCUUUUCUCUUGAUUCCCAAGAACCUUGAACAGAAGCUGCAGUCGAUUAAUAGAAUAAAGCGAGGAUUCAGAGAAUCCAGGCACUUCCUUUAUCGGCAGAGCUCACUAAUGUGUUUUUCUCUUCAACAAAUCCUCUACCACAAAGAUGAAGUGGCCCAAAGCCACACAGGGGCUCCUGUUUAAUCUUGCACUCUUGACGUGGCUUCUCCCAGUGGGCACAGACAUCCAUGAGCAAGUGGGAACACCACUCUCAGAUGCCGAAUACGAGGAAUUCUUUCAGACAUUCAAUGGUCCUCAUCGGGUCGGGGCCAUUUGCUUCUUAAGAGCUGUGUAUGGCUGCAAACAACCUUUGAUCCAAAUGGUGGACCGGUAUGAAAACCAUGGCCUCAUUCCUGAAGGGCGAGUCUGUUCCAGCUCGGCGAAAAGGCCCAGAUUUCCUGAUUUUUGCACUCUCACUUUAUAUCGCUGUGCCAUGAGGAAGUAUUUUGUGAAGAGGAUUUUGUGCCCAGGUGAGACCAUUGAAGCAUCUACUGAUACACACACCAUCAAUCAGGAAGCGGAACCUCUUCAUAAUCUAUCCUUUAUACUACAGUCUUUGCCUAAGCUACUUCACAGCAGCUCAGCAACCGCCACAACUCCUUCCCCUCCUGACGAAAGCCCCAGAAGUGAGUCACCUAUAGAGGUGGUCGGUGCUAUGUCUGUCUCUGCAAUGGUUAUCAGGGCGGUCUCUCAUGACCUCACGACCACCAGCCCUCCUCCUGAGCCUACCUCUACGGCUCUGCUUGCUUCUGCAGAAUCAGUCCUAGAUCUUCUUUUUCACACAACCGCUAGCAUCCCUGAGCUUCAUCCCGAGACUCAUCCCGAGACUCAUCCCGAGACUCAUCCCGAGCCUCCUCCCGAGCCUCAUCCGGAGGACUCAUCCCGAGCCUACUCCUGAGCCUCAUCCGGAGAUUCAUCCUGAGACUCAUCCCGAGCCUACUCCUGAGCCUCAUCCGGAGAUUCAUCCAGAGACUCAUCCCGAGCCUACUCCUGAGCCUCAUC